ACAAAUACUGAAAUAAAAUCAAAUAUAAAUAAAUAUUCUGGGCAAAGGGUCCUUCGUUGUUCUUCCUCCGCCUCAGCUACAAGCACAAGCAAGCAACGCAACUUUCAACUUUUCUUCUUUCUCCAAACCCAAUAGCGUUUCAGUUCAAAAUUUUCAAGUAUUGUUUUUUUAUCCUUUUAGGUUGGGUAGGAAUCAUGGAAGUGGAGAAGGAAAAUACCACAUCGACUAUUACUGAAGAACCUUCAAUACCUGCCUCUGAUGGUCAAGACCUUGUUUCUUCCGUUAAUACAUCUCUACCCCAUUCCAUACAACCUGUUAUUCCACCAGUUAUUGCACCUUCUGUUGUACCUCCUUUAGCUCCAAUUCCUGCAAUUCCUCCCCCUCGCCCGCUGGCACCGCUUCCGGUUCGGCCACCAGUCAUUAGGCCACCUGUGCCACAAAAUGGCGAGGUUGGAUCAAGUGAUUCUGAUUCAGACAAUGAUGACUCAAAUACGAGAAUUAACAAAGGGCCUGGGGAAUAUGAGAUAUCCGAAGAGAGUAGACUGGUUAGAGAGCGGCAGGAAAAGGCAAUGCAGGAACUCAUGAUGAAGAGGCGUGCUGCUGCUCUUGCUGUUCCUACAAAUGAUAUGGCUGUGCGAGCUCGGCUUCGCCAUCUUGGGGAGCCAAUAACUCUGUUUGGUGAGAGGGAGAUGGAGAGACGGGACAGGUUGCGAAUGAUUAUGGCGAAGCUGGAUGCAGAAGGUCAGCUGGAGAAGCUGAUGAAAGCUCAUGAGGAUGAAGAGGCUGCAGCUUCUGCUCCAAAAGACGAGGCCGAGGAAGAACUGCAGUAUCCUUUUUACACUGAAGGGUCAAAGGCUCUCCUGGAUGCCAGAAUUUAUAUUGCUAAAUAUUCUUUGGCAAGGGCAGCAUUACGGAUUCAACGUGCACAGAGAAGAAGGGAUGAUCCAGAUGAAGAUAUGGAUGCAGAGAUGGAUUGGGCAUUGAAGCAGGCUGGGAAUUUGAGUCUUGAAUUCAGUGAAAUUGGAGAUGAUCGGCCGCUUUCUGGUUGCUCCUUCUCGAGGGAUGGAAAAUGGCUUGCUACCUGUUCUUUGACCGGAGCUUCCAAGUUGUGGAGCAUGCCCAAAAUAAAAAAACAUUCCACCAUUAAGGGGCACACAGAGCGUGCUACUGAUGUUGCUUAUUCUCCUACUCACGAUCAUUUAGCAACUGCCUCUGCUGAUCGAACAGCAAAGUAUUGGAAUGAUCAAGGAUCUCUUUUGAAGACAUUUGAAGGUCAUCUAGACCGUCUUGCUCGCAUUGCCUUCCAUCCAUCAGGGAAGUACCUGGGCACUGCUAGCUUUGACAAGACAUGGAGAUUAUGGGACAUAGAAACAGGAGACGAGUUGCUUCUUCAAGAAGGCCAUAGUAGAAGUGUAUAUGGUUUGGCUUUUCACCGUGAUGGAUCAUUAGCUGCAUCUUGUGGACUAGACGCUCUGGCUCGUGUUUGGGACCUCCGAACUGGAAGAAGUAUACUUGCACUGGAAGGUCAUGUCAAGCCGGUUCUCGGCGUCAGUUUUUCACCUAACGGAUAUCAUCUAGCUACGGGUGGUGAAGACAACACUUGUCGGAUUUGGGAUUUGAGGAAGAAGAAAUCCUUUUAUACUAUUCCUGCUCACGCUAAUUUAAUAUCACAAGUUAAAUUUGAGCCACAAGAAGGUUACUUUUUAGUAACUGCCUCAUAUGACAUGACUGCUAAGGUUUGGUCAGGCCGUGACUUUAAGCCUGUGAAGACACUAUCUGGGCAUGAAGCAAAAGUUACUUCUGUGGAUGUUCUUGCAGAUGGCGGGUAUAUCGUUACUGCCUCCCAUGAUCGCACCAUAAAACUGUGGUCCAGCAAUACGACAAAUGAACAACAAGCUAUGGAUGUUGACUAGGUUAUUUUGAUGGGAUGCUAUUUCUGAAAGACUCGGUGGUGCAAAUUAGAUUCAUCAUUUUUGUUAGAAACAACAACGUAGCAUGACUCCGCUUGGAUUUUUAGCAAUUAUACAUUACAUUGAAAAGAUGUUUGCCGCUGAAUGCUUCACUAAUCUAGUCUGAACUAUUAACUUUCUCAGUUGAUGUAGAAUUAGUAAAUAUCACUUAAUUUUCAUGUAGCAUCCUGCUUUGCUGCUG
Cajanus cajan (pigeon pea) is the source of this 2151-nucleotide messenger RNA. RefSeq names its product WD-40 repeat family protein / small nuclear ribonucleoprotein Prp4p-like protein (gene LIS). The record is from RefSeq and is a predicted model, not a curated record. Gene Ontology annotation, biological process: mRNA splicing, via spliceosome. Gene Ontology annotation, cellular component: U4/U6 x U5 tri-snRNP complex. Gene Ontology annotation, molecular function: U4 snRNA binding; protein binding; U6 snRNA binding. Lineage: Eukaryota; Viridiplantae; Streptophyta; Magnoliopsida; Fabales; Fabaceae.